CUUCCUAAUCGACACAGCCUUAGUUCUAUCUAGUUCUAUCAGCUUGUCUUAGUUUACAUGUGGUUGUUUUUUUUAUUAUUUUUUCAUUUUCCAACUUCCAAUAAUUCGAUUAUACAUCAGUUCUUCCUUCUUUAGUCCUACGCCUCUGUAUCUAGAUACUCUUCUGCUUUGAAAUCUGUGACUUAAUCUGAUCCGCUGUUAACCCACUAUACAUCCAUCCACCAUCUCGAUAGGGGGUUGAAAAGUAUGGUGGUUUAUUGCACCGUGCUGCUGCAGUCACUGGCAUGUCCGCUACGUCGUUAAGGAAGAAAUCUUUUGCACGGAGCACCAAACCAAGCACAAGGAUGUGUAUUCGGGAACCAAGGGAAUUCAUAACCAUGACGUCUGCAGAGAUGUGCUGGCCGGUGCCAAUGAGGGCCAUCGGGGCUCAGAACCUCCUCACCAUGCCAGGAGGUGUAACCAAUGCAGGAUAUCUCCACAAAAAGGGAGGAAGCCAGUUCAGUCUCAUGAAAUGGCCACUGAGGUACAUCAUCAUCCACAAGGGGUGUUUGUACUACUUUAAGAGCAGUACCUCUCCUGCACCACAGGGGGCGUUUUCUCUCAAUGGUUACAACAGGGUGAUGAGAGCAGCAGAGGAGACAACGUCCAGUAAUGUUUUUCCUUUUAAGAUUGUCCACUUCAGUAAGAAACACCGGACAUGGUUCUUUUCUGCAGCCAGUGAGGACGAGAGGAGGAAAUGGAUGCGAUACCUACGAAGGGAAAUAGAUCACUAUAAUGACAGAAAGGAGCCUCACCUUCCAAGUGACUCAGAUUCAGAUACAGAAAGCUUUUAUGGCACGAUUGAGAGGCCCAUGGAUAUUAAACAUCCUGUUGACACCACAGAAGACGAUUAUGUUGAUGAUGAUGACGAUGAGGAAGACUAUCUGAAGCCAGACAGCGAAAGUUCACCAGCAUCUGCAGGUCGACCCACGGGGCCACCCCCUUCCUACCCUCCCCCGCCGGUGCCAGCGACAUCCCCACUCCGUCGAGACUCCAGUCCAAGUUUCCAAAAGGGCGUGCCUCCACCCAUCCCGCCACAGCACCAAAACCCAACUAGCCCGCUCCCCAAAAAGCCUCCACCUUCUGUUCCCCCUUCUUCACUUCAUAAGGAAAUAAGUAAAAGUCUGCUCUCUCCACCACCUUUUACCCCCCCUCUGCAGAAGACCUCACAUACCACGCCUCCUGUACCUCCUCCUCCUAAUUCAAAGAAAACACUUCAAAGUAGGACAACAUUUGUUGGGGGUUUCGGGAAUGACAGAAGAGACUGGGGGUCUCAUUCAACAGUGACUAUCCAUACGCCUGCCACUCUGCCCAUCUGCGACCAGUUAGAGACCAGGUUGGCUCUGAAUGGUCCGGCCCACGGCUCCCUUACUACUGGGGGGACCCUGUCAUUGGGAAACAACUGUGUUCGCAGCAAGCCAAGUGUCCCACUUCCACAAUCUGGAAGCUCUGGAGGGUCCUGUCUAGCACCCAACCAUACACCCUUACCAGACCAGCCUCCACUGUCUCCGCUACUGAAAGCUGAACUACACGGUAGACCAGGGAUGCCUAGACCACCUCCACCAACAGGCAAACCAACACCACCUUCAACUAAACCCAAGCCAGGAGCACCUUUUCAAAGAGCAUCUCCAGAAGGCCAGAGCUUCCGCUCACUGGGGGACGACACGGUCACCGAGUUCAGGAAGAAACGAAACUCAGCCAUACUCAGCGGACAUGAUGAUUCUGAUGACGAUUAUGAGAACGUGUCAUUGCCGGACUCAGUCUUCAUUGAUUCAACCGAAACCAGCUUUGUAGAAAAGUUAUUCAGAGAGAGCUCCAUUCAUCCACAGGAUGGAUUGUAUGGCAUCAGAAACUCUGGAACCAAAACAGCAAAGGUGCUGGUGGUUUGGGAUGUCAGUAUAAACAAAGCCAGAAACUACAGACUCUUCGAAGAGAGCGACUGCAUAUUUCUGGAAAGUGAUAUGACCUUCUCCAACCUGUCUCAUCUGAUUGAACACUACUACAGCCAUCCUCUUCCUCACCAUAGCUCACUCUGCCUGCAGAAGCCUUACAUGAAGACAUAGAGCCCCUAAAAACAUAUACAAGAAGCGAACUAAAACACAACUGAACACCAAAAAAAUAAAUCAUUGACUUUCACAAAAAUAUAUCCUGGAGAGGGGCAUUGACAAACUGGACUCUUAAUAGUUACUAAUUACAUAUAUAAAUAAUCAGACAUCUGCUCUGGUUUGGAGACAUUCCUUCUGCUGUGUGCAAACUGUGCAGAAUUAGCAUGAAAUUAUGAACAUUAUAAAGCAGAAUCUGACUGGAAGUUGAAUGGCUGUAAUGCAUUUUGUCCGCUGGGGAGCAGCUUCAGGCCGAUAGGUUGAAAACUCUUUGGUCUGGUCAGCCUCAUGGAUGUGCACAUGUGUAUUUGUGUUUUAAUCAGAUGCAGAUUUUUUUAAUGUGUAC
Molecule: messenger RNA, 2487 nt
Organism: Melanotaenia boesemani (Boeseman's rainbowfish)
Lineage: Eukaryota; Metazoa; Chordata; Actinopteri; Atheriniformes; Melanotaeniidae
Gene: sh3bp2
Product: SH3-domain binding protein 2
Exons: 13
Coding region: 285-2102 (605 amino acids)
Biological process (GO): signal transduction
Molecular function (GO): SH3 domain binding
Source: RefSeq, a predicted model, not a curated record